CUCUCUCUCUCUUUCUCAUUUUAAUUCAGUUCGGAAAGACUCGACAGUAGAUAGUAUUUCCGUUUCGUCAGUAGAUUUUCCGUACAGUUUUCACACGUGUAGGAGAAAUCGUGGAAAGAUGAAGGCCUGGCAUGACGCGGCGAGUUUGAUAUUAGCAGCAUGUCACAAACAAACGUACGGUCGUACAGUAUCGCCUGCAGUCCACAAUUACAAGCUGUUGUGCCUAAAGCGUCAUCAAAAGUCGAGUUUCAUGCCAGGGUUGUACGUUUUCCCGGGCGGCACGGUGGAUCGAGCUGAUGUCAAUCUGAAAUGGUACGAAUAUUUCUCUGCCUUCGGUCUGGACAAUGAUAGACUUGCAUCUCUAGUACCCAAAAAAACCGUGUCGCGACCGCAGAUUUUUCAAUCGAAAGAAAACGAGUUGCUCAAAGAAAUCUCGCUACGCAUCACGGCGAUUCGCGAGACCUUCGAGGAAUGCGGAAUACUGAUAUGUAGACGUAACAAAAACGGCGAGGUUCAUUCUGGUUGGGCCGAGCACAUAUCAGUUCCUGAGGGCGAACUACAAAUGUGGCAGAACAAAGUUCACAAUGAUGCUAUGGAAUUUUUCAAUCUCUGCCAGAAGUUGAAAUGCUAUCCAGACUUGUGGGCGCUGCAUGAAUGGAGCAAUUGGUUGACACCUGUAUUAGCAUCCAAUAAACGCUUCGACACAAUCUUCUACUUGGUUUGCAUGCCGUAUGUGCCACAUGCUGAAUAUGAAGCUAAAGAAAUGGAGGCUCUACAAUGGGACACUCCAGAGAAGCUUUCUUCGACAGACAUCACGUUUCCACCGCCGCAACUGUUCGAGAUUGCUAAGUUGACCAAAGUUAAAAGUAUAGAUAAUCUCCUGGAUAUCGCCAUGGAACGCAACAAAAAAGGCGUGCAGUUGUGCCUUUCGGUGUGGGUGCGAUUGAAGGAUGGCAUCGCGUUCCUCAUGCCCGAAGAUACGAUGUAUCCGAAGAAAGUUGAUUUGUUUAAGCAACACUUAAUCGAUAAGUCGGAUAUCACUGCAGAUGAAUUUGAGAAAAUAACCCCUAUAAAAAACAGAACGGUAAUUCUCGACACGCAAAUUAACGUAAUUUUUACCGAUAACGGCGAAGAGAAUCGCGUGGUAUUUCCAAUACCUGGGCGUUCAAAGAAUGAAAAUGUGCAAUCUAAAAGUAAACUUUAACAUGAAUAAUAGAGAGAGGUAUUCGAUUUCGGUUUGAGAUAGUUUGCUCGAAGGAAAUAUUUUUAAAUGUUUUGAACAAAUGUUAAAUUAGUCACUGGGUCUGUUUUCAGUAACUAAACUAGUGUACACUGUUGGCACUUAAAGUGAGACAGGCAUAUGUUUGAUAUUUGUUGAAAGGCAAGAAAGAAAAGUUCUAGUGCAGGAACAGAAAACAGACCAAUUGUAUGAUUUGAUAAGGGAUUGACGUUUCUAAUAAAAUAAUGAUUAAAAUAACUUGUAAAUAAAUAACAUAAAUGAUAUCUUUGUUAUAUUUCUAUAACAUAAUAUAUUCGUAUUUAUACCAUAAAUUAAACAACGUAAACACGAAUGUUAGUAUUAAAAUUAAACAUAUAAUA
Molecule: messenger RNA, 1599 nt
Organism: Cyphomyrmex costatus
Lineage: Eukaryota; Metazoa; Arthropoda; Insecta; Hymenoptera; Formicidae
Product: nucleoside diphosphate-linked moiety X motif 19
Exons: 5
Coding region: 119-1204 (361 amino acids)
Cellular component (GO): mitochondrion
Molecular function (GO): hydrolase activity, acting on acid anhydrides, in phosphorus-containing anhydrides
Source: RefSeq, a predicted model, not a curated record